This is a messenger RNA of Neurospora tetraspora, 677 nucleotides long. RefSeq lists its product as uncharacterized. The record is from RefSeq and is a predicted model, not a curated record. Bases 300 to 635 code for a protein of 111 amino acids. Lineage: Eukaryota; Fungi; Ascomycota; Sordariomycetes; Sordariales; Sordariaceae. The transcript has a single exon.
GAGUCUGUCUAGGCGCCUAGGAUGUCGUGAGACGGAGGCAAAGGUGUGUUCUUGACGUUACCACUUACCUGCCCAGGACUGGAAGUGGGUAGUUGAGGAGAUCAUCAACACCUCGAUCAUUACUGGGAGUAUAAAGCCAUCCUCCAUCUCCUCCGAAUCCCAGACUCUCAUCUAUGUCGCCAGCAUCAACAUCAUCACCAACGCCAUCACCAGCUGCCUAGGCUUGCUUCACUUCCACAACAAAACCAAACAAACAUCUUUCUCCUCCCAGCAAGCAACAACCCAAACAAACACACAAAAUGAAGUUCACCACCAUCCUCCUCGCCCUCGGCACCACCGCCCCGGCUGUCCUCGCCGCCGACAUGGACCUAGUCGACAUGUGGGUCGACACCAAUUUCAACGGGCCCAAGUACACCGGCCGGGGGGACGUGGGCCAAUGCGUCAACCUCCCGAGCAACUUCAACGACAACCUGAGCAGCGGCAAAGCCCGGCCCGGUUACAAGUGCACAAUCUGGCCCGACGCCGACUGCAAAACCAACAGGUUCGACUCUAGCUUUGAUGAUAAGGGCUCAGGCGCGAGCUUCCCAGAUUGGAUUAAUGAUAGGGCGAGCAGCUGGAGGUGUUAUAGGGCUUGAGAUGGAGGAGGGGUUGAUGGGAGGUUACCUACGGGGCGAGGG